Molecule: messenger RNA, 12048 nt
Organism: Xyrichtys novacula (pearly razorfish)
Lineage: Eukaryota; Metazoa; Chordata; Actinopteri; Labriformes; Labridae
Source: the annotation of a GenBank genome assembly
CUCCUUAAGAGUUCAGCUUCUGUACAAAUUCUUCGGUUUGAAACCUGGGGAUCAAAGAAAGACCAGUUCCUGUGCCGGGGUGCGAGCGCGUCUCAGAGAUGCUGAAUCCGCUGCUUUUGGACAUUACGAAGCAGUAAAGGGCUGAACUUUGAGAGAGACUUGGACAAGCAGCGCAUCAGCAGAAAAGGUGUGGUAGAGGGACGACAGGACCGAGGGGAGGGGGGCUGUGCUUUUAAAAAGUUCGGACUAAACACCAACAAAGUGUAGCUCAGCUACAUUUUUUUUCUUUAAAGGGGUGCCUCAUUAGCCGGCAAAAUUUCACCCAAAAGCAGACAGCCGGAUCGUCCUGCCCUGACGCGGCUGGUCGGCAGGAAGCGGCUGGUGGCGGCAGGGGUCCUGGGGGUCGUUAUGGUUCUAGUUUUGGUCAUCCUUAUCCCAGUUCUGGUUAACUCUGCUGGGACGGCGGCGCACUAUGAGAUGCUGGGUACCUGUAGGAUGGUGUGCGACCCUUAUGGUACCAAAUCUCCGACCAGCACCGCCACGGCGGAUACGGUCCGAGAUAACAGUCUGGUGCAGUCUUUACCCACUUUCAUCCAAGGUCCAAAAGGGGAGCCAGGUCGUCCUGGUAAGGCAGGACCGAGAGGACCCCCCGGAGAGCCGGGGCCGCCCGGUCCAGCGGGGCCACCCGGAGAGAAAGGAGAACCAGGCAGAUCUGGUUUGCCAGGACCCCCGGGACCAAACGCAGCUGCCGGUGCCAUUAGCGCAGCCACCUACAGCACCGUACCCAAGAUCGCCUUUUACGCAGGGCUAAAAAAGCAACACGAGGGCUACGAAGUGCUCAAGUUCGACGAUGUUGUCACCAACCUCGGAAACCACUACGACCCAACAACCGGAAAGUUCACGUGCUCGAUCCCCGGGAUUUAUUUCUUUACAUACCAUGUUCUGAUGCGCGGAGGAGACGGCACGAGCAUGUGGGCUGACCUGUGCAAAAACAACCAGGUGACAACAACUUUACAUGAUACAGCAAACCUUUUUCUUUUUGUCAAGUGGUCUUCAUUUUGAGAUUUAAAGAAUUUACUCUGAGAUUUAGAAAUUUGUUGGUAUAGUACUUUUAAUACUGACAAUAAUUUCACGCCAAAAAAAUGCACAAUUACAAUUAAGUUACUGAAACUGUUGCAAAACAUAAACUGUGCAGUUUUAUUCUGAAGUGGACAACAGUUUUCAGUGAAAGGCACUGCUCUUUUAUAAUCUCAUUCAUUAAUAAUAUUCAUGAAUGUCAUUUAAAGCAGGUCACAGAUACAGCAGAUUUACUAUGAGCUGCAAGGAGUGAGGAGAAUAUUUGUGCAUGUGUGUCUGCUGAUGGGGAAAGCUGGGACCCAGAGAGGGGAGGGAGGGCAAAGCCUGGUCAUGGAUGUAUCUCAGGCUUAAUUGAUGAAGGUGCUUUACAUGUUGGGUAAAUAUAUCUAUAACUGAUCUGCUUGGAAAUCUAUAAACCGUAUCCUAAUGCUGUGGAAGCCCGUUGAGGCCUCUGAUUCAGUUUCUUUCCCUCCCAAAAAUUUCAGUGAACACAUUUCCAGGGUAUCCAAAAUGAAAUUAUUCAACUGAGUCCAAAUUGAGCUCAAAUUAAGUUUAAAAAAAGAGUUUUUAUAUUUAGAUAUUGCAGUCUUACAACGCCAGAGAACAAGGUAUGUGAAUGUAUGUAAACUGAAUUUAAUCUUUAAAACAAAUAGACAAACUAUCAAUAGGCUGUACUAAAUAUAACACAUCCAAAACUGACAAUUCAUCUGUGUUGAACUCUUCAGGUUUAAAGAGAAAAGUGUGGGCUGCUUUCAUAUUAUUCCCUCACUGAAUUUAAGACAAAUAAACAAAUAAUAAUAAUAAUAAUAAUAAGAUAAAAAGAUAAAGAAAUAAUGAUAAUUGGACUGUAAUGAUCAAACCAGAGCUGCAGGGCUCCAAAGGUCCCCUGUUGCCUUAUGUCCCCUCUAUUGCGUGUCUCUUCUAUCACAGUGUCCUGCUCUCUCUGUGUGUCUCUGUAGUGAUCAGGCUGUCAGCAGCAGCAGAUCUAAUCCACGGGACAAACCAGUGUUGCAGCAUCGGUCCACUAAGCACAUCCCUGCCUGUCAGCCUGCAACUAUAAUGCUUGUGCGAACUGCACAUAGCACAGCAAAAAUCUGCGGGAUUAGAGCAGCAGAGCUUCACACCAUGACAAAUCAGAUGCUGAAAGACAUGUUUCAAUUAGGGGCGCUGUUACUGAGCCUUUCAGACAUCUCCACAGUGGUAAAGCCAUUUCUGUGUAAAUGAUCAACACAUGCCUGCAUUGCUUCCUGGUACAUUUUGGAUUCAUUCAUAAAAAAAGUGACUCGACCUCGUUGAAACAAAAUUUUCCAUCUUUAAAAAAAUGUCCACUGUCGGGUUUUGAAGAUUACAAACAUUUAAUUUCGUUCUAGAUUAAUGAGAAUCAAUUUCUAAUUAUUUAAAAGAACAUCUAUGUUUGUGGACAUACUUGCGAAAUAUAACAUUUACGCUUCAAUUUCUCUUACAGAAUCAUAGUGGUGUUGUUGUGGUUUUUUAAUUAAAUGAAAUUUUACGGGAGUUUGAAGGCAAUCUUAAUCUUUGCUCUCUGCCUCUCUUAACUUAGUCUUUCAGUGAGCUGUCUAAUGCUUCAAGUCCACAGCACUGGAUUUGUAACCAACACACAGUAACACACACACACACACAUGUGCCUCAAAACGCUGAGCAAAUAUUAUCAAUAUUAAUCAUAAUUUGUUAUAUCCAGGUCAUCAUAUGUUAAACUUAAGGCUGGAGUAUUGAAAGUGUGUGUUUCCCAGAAAGUCUCAAAUACCGGUCAAAAAUCUAUUAUCUGUGUAACCUGCAAUUUGAGUGACUAAACUCUAUUUCCUCCCUUAGACAAAGAGAUUAAAUCAGAAAUAUUGGGUGAAUAUCAUCAACCCAUUCUCUUCAUUCAAAAUCAACUUGAUUGAAUCAGUCAGUCAAGUUUUUGCAUGCAACAGUUUGUUAGUGUCCCGUCAUUGGCUGUUGGGAUUAUGAAGAUAUAAGCUCCUCUCAUAGUCUCAAGUCAUGAUCCUCCAAUUAGACUGAAAUCAUGUAUUUGUGAUCUGAUUUAACCUUUAGUAGAAAGGAAGUUUUAUUCAAUGUUUGGCAAAAACUAAGGGGUAAAACUGGCUUCAUAAAAAAGUGUAUGUGGCGUGUGAUGAUCCUUUAAGUUUUUUCUUUACCUGAGCAGUUUUCAGGUUUUCAAUUCUGCUUGAAUUUUUACGUUUUUCUGCAGUUUUUUAUGUCUGCUCCUCUUCAGAACAGUUUUUGAUCAGCUUGCACACUCAGUUAUACAUUUUAGUCAUCUGAUCUCUUUAAACAUUAAUACAAAAACUAUAGAAAAGUCUUAUAUCCUUACCAACAUCACCGAUUAAUAGAACAAACAUAUUUUGCACAUCAGAGAAAGACCGAUUAAUUGAUCAGUCCAAUUACUGACAUUUUGAUAUCAUCCACAUCGUAUUGGCAUCAUCCCUCACAAGGCCGAUAUCACCAUUAUCUUUGUAAAUGAAAAUAUAUUUGACAGCAUACCAAAUCUGAGACAAAAGAGGCUGAUGACUAUGGUUAAUAGAAUAACACAGUUUAAUAACAUUAAUAUUUACCUUGUGUGUUUUUUUCUUACUAAUAUCAGAUAGUUGGGCAGAAAUCCAGAAGUUGCUUGUGGCAAUAUUCACUGAGCCCAAUAUUUUUCUUGCUGUAUUUAUCUAAAAAAACAUUCACUGGAUUUUAGCAAUAUUGAUUCUCAUUUGUUAGCAUCAUAUUGACCAAACAACAAUGUGACAUCAGCAGUAUAUACAUCGGCCAUUAGCCAAGCUGCUUUCUCAAUAUUGGUAUCAGCAUCAGCCACUGAAAACUUUAAUCAGUCAACCUCUUAUAUUAAUAGAAACAACCAGAGCUGUGGAUCGUCUCACAAUGAUUAAGGCGUAUUCACCGUGUUCACACUGCAACAACAACAUAAAAAAAAAGUUUCCACAUGUUUAUGACUUACAUAGUAAACCAGAAACUUUGGAGCUAAAUGAGAUUUCUUUAGUGAGUUAAGGCCUUCACUUCUCUUUCAAACUUGCGUGUGGCCAGAAUAAAAUUUUUAGGUCUGACUGGGGUGAUUGAGAGCAUGUUGUACGAGCCAUCCGACAAAAACAGCAAGAACAGCAAUGUUAAGAGAGACAAGAUGAAUGAGGAGUAAGGGUGGAGGUGUGCUUUUUGUAAGAAAGAAGCACAAAAAGUUGCAUGACGGGUUUUUCUAUCACAUAAAUGGUCAACUAGUGAAUACGACCUAUAGGCAGACUUUCCAAGACGGGGUGGGGGCUGAGAUCUUACCCAGUAUCCCACCAUCAACCAGCUGGUAGCUGCUGUGUCAGAAUCAUGACACUGUGAAAAAGUCUUCUGGUGUUCCAUGCAAACAUUAUUAUGAAAUCCGCUCCAGGAAAAGACUCAAAAACAGAGUAUAAACUAUCUGUACCUGCAUUUGAGUAUUGAACUCCACUGAGCUGGUCACUUGGUUGAUUAAAGCAAAAGGUAUCUUUCCCAAGGUCAUUACAGAGAAGAAUUUCAAACAAUGCACACAAAAUGAAGAGGAACAGGUUCAUAACAUGACAGAUAUUACCAAGGAUGCAGGAGCAUCAGAUAACUAAUUAUUUCCAAUAAAGAUUAAAAUCAAAAUAUCACAUGGGAAAUAAUGACACAAUUUGAAGGAUGAUGAUGCCACACAAAUCAAAAGUUGAGCAAAGUUGAAGUUGGAAUGAUAUUAUUCUUGGGGGUCCUGCAUAUUCUGACGUCAUACAGACAACUGUCUGAUCCACUUAUAAUCCUGAAUUUUGAUGAUCAUUUAAAGUAUUUUAAUUUCUCAAAAGGAACUUAUGAGGAAAUGUGGAAGAUUUCAGCUCAUAUUAACAGUAGUCCUAAAUUUCUCCAGCUGCAGCAGAAGUACCAUUUCAGCUCUAGAGUCAGAACUAUGCCUCACUUUUCUCUCUUUACACAUGUGUAGAUUUUUAUUAUGAAAUCUUAAGAGCAGGUUUCUAAUUGGUUACGCAACAGUCUGAGAACAACUGUUGGCUUCGAAGUGGGCAUAAGUGGAACAUAUGGGUCAGAUAGUGCGAUGCUUUGAACGGGAACAUUUAGGGAGGAGAUGUUCCUUAAACCAAAAUAGAGUGGUCACCUUUCCUGUUUUAGUGCCUGAGCAGCAUAUUUUCUCACAAACUUUUACGAGCUGACCCUUUAAAACCAUAUCUAUAUCCCUCUGUAACACUACAGAGAAAACUUUUGAUGACGACUGCAUUGAGCCUAUUCCACUUUGAGUCUUUUCACUAACAGCUCUGCAGCAAGUUCUCUUCACCCAUGAGUCUGCUGUCCAUGAACCACAGUGUCUCCCUAGAAAACUCUAGUCCUGUGAACACUGAUGUCUCCUAGUGUCUGUCAUGACUAAGUUUCCUCUUUUUGCUGCUCCUGUAUAUCAUAAUGACAUUGUGCAGCCUGCCUCUCUUUGCGCCGCUGUUGAAGCUCUCUCAUUGGCCGCUUUCCUCAUAACUGACGUGUUUUUAUGAUGGUCAGUUAAAUAAGAAGUCUGGAAGUGCAGCUGAGCAACAGGAAAUGAGGAUUAAACGGUAACCUCACCCACAAUGUGUUAACAUGGACAAUUUUUCUUUAUUCCAAUCGGAUUCAACUCAUUUAAAUAUAUUGAUCAAGUGUUUACAUAACAAAACAAGGCCUCCACAGCGCUGCACUCUGGCUUGGAAAAGUGAAAAUAAAUAAACGUCUCCACUCUAGGGGGACACAAACACUUUUUCACAGCUUUGCUGCCUUUCAAAGACUUCUUGUGUUUAACCAGGAUGUGACUGAGACUUUAAAAUACUGUAGUCACAUGGGUGUUGGACAUGGUAAAAACUGAUGACUAGCCCUCCAAAUCUCACAUUUAAUAUGGUUUUUUAGGGCUGUUUUAGCUCUUCAAGGGGGUCAGUCUCAGAUCUGGAGACCAGGCCAGAUAACACAAAUAAAGUGGCGCCAUGUUAUUGUUUGCACCAUCUCAACUUAUAUGCAGUUUCUGUAACUAGCCUUGAUUAAGUUUUCUUUUUCUUCACUGUCUCGCACAAAGUAUUUGUCAGCAGAGAGGGAGAACAGGGAAGGAAGAAAAGAAAGACAAAGACGCACCUGGGAUUCAAACAUUUUCAAAAGAUUUAAGACAGACUUGAAAAUAAUGAUUAAAAGGUCGUCUAUACAAUAGUAGAGUGGUAGUCUGUGUUUUUAGACCUAGAACUAUUCAUAAACCACCGUUUAACCUCCAUCAGUUCAUUACUCUGCUCCUAAAGGAUGUCUUUGCUUCUGCACUUAGUGUGCUGAUGAGACUAAAGUACAUCCUGCAAGCUCUGUGACACUGUCAUGAUCCUCUUGUAUGAUGACCUCCUUCACAACACGGUUUGCCAGUGCUCCUGCGUGCAUCUUUGUGUGGGGAACUUUGUACAGGAGACAGUCAAUAGAGUGUGGACAAUUCAUCAAACGAAGCUGUGGCGAACUGUCCUGUCCAGUGCUGGCUCAGUAAGCGCUUGAGUGAAGUGAUCCCUUUUUGGGGGUAAAUGGCGACAGUGCAGAACUUGUAGAGCAUGUUUCACAGAGAAAAAAAGUCCAGGAAGGCUUGUCAGAGAACGAAUGACCACCAAAUGAAGCUGAUGAUUUAAACAGUGGACACAGGAUUUUCUUGAUCCAGUUUUUGGAUUGAGAAAGACCAAGGACAGCCCAGUUCUAAGGACUUAGUCCAGCAUCUGCAAAGCGACUCCCCAACCCCUCCACAAUGUUACUCUUUAUUUCUAGUAUCCAGCUGUGUUGGAUAUGAUGACCAGUAUAUCUGGCAUUGUGUGGAUAGGUUUAUGAUAUCUUUGACAGGUCAGUAUCUUUCUGCAGUGUACACUCCACCAGUGACAGAAGUACACUGCAUCUGUCUUCAUCCGUACGAUCAAAAGCACCAUGGUCUGCUUUAAACAAUAGCUGGAUUGAUGCAAAGAACUCAACAACAUCAAUGAUGGUUGGAGAAAAAUACUGCUUGGUGUUGAUGUGUCCUUCCUCGAUCUGCAUCCAUUCUGUGUCCCUCCAUGUUGCUUCACAGGUCAAAGUUCUUCUGAGGCUGAUUUUUUUACUAAAUCCUUUUUCAGUGUUCACCACAUGCUCCUAGUCUGUGUGUAGAUGAGGGUCCAACUCCAGCCUCAAAGAACACUCCAUCAGGAUAGCAGAUUCAGCAGAUAGCAGUGGCUCUAUCAUCGCGAUGUACGUGUGUGCGAUAGUCACAUCGCAGAGCCUGCGAUAUUGGAGGUGAAUGAACUCAUUUAAUUUCAAGGGUAACCGACUGAGAUACACUCCAUGUGACUCUGCAUGUGCUGUGCAGCGAUCCACCAAUCGCCUUCGUCCUUAACUCAGUUGCCAAUCAGACUCACUUCUCAGCUGCCAAUCAGACUACCCUGCCAGCUGUCAAUCAAAAUCAGGGAGGAGAAAACCCACCCCUGCACAUGUUCUGCACAUGGAGGGAGACGUGUGUCCGCUGAGAAUUACUUUCGGAACUUUACUCAUGACUAUUAAGCCCAACAAAUAAGAACUGUAUGGGUUUUAAAUUGUACAUUUCCGUGGACCACUCUACUAUAAGCAGUGCGCGUUUUGCGAGGUGCAUCCAAUUCUCGGAGGACAUGCGUUUCUCGGCACAACACCGCUAACAACAACAACGAUCGCUAACAAAAUGAACAACGAACAAGCGAAAACCACCGAAAAUGAAGAUUUGUUGCCAAAAAGAAAAGGAAAGUCAGUUAUCUGGAAUUAUUUCGGUUAAAAGAAGGAUGAUGUCGACCAAAACACGUCUUCUGUGUUCAUCUGUUUCCACAAUAACGUCCCAGCACAAUAAAAGCUAAAAAUAUCUCUGAGACAGACAGAAGCCGUUCUACUAACAUUCACAAAAAGAGGUAAGAUCAGAGCAGAUUAACUGUCCUCAAGAUUUCAGCAGUGCAGCAUAACAUUAAGUGCUAUUCAGGUCAUCUGGUGAAAAUACUGUAUUUUUAAUAUCGCAAUAUAUAUCGCAGGGUUGAAAAAAUCGCAAUAUUAUUUUUUUCCAAUAUCGUGCAGCCUUACUCUAUGAUAGAGUCAGUUGGUCUCCCAAUCCUGGAUUCGAUUUCAGGUUCUGCGGUCCACAUGUUGAGGUGUCCUUGAGCGAGACACUUAAGCGAGGUGGUGUGGGUGGGGUCAACUGAAUGUGCCUUAUGCCAUCAGUGUGUAGAUGUGGUGUGAAUGUGACAUCGAAUGUAAAAAGCACUUUGAGAGAAACCAUUUCCCAUCCUCACUUUACCAAUACUAGCAUAGACUGUGGGAGGGUGUUCAUCCAGAGCAGGCUCAGGUAGCUUCAUGGGUCAGCCUGGACCCCUGGUGCCCACCUGUGCUGGUGGGUUAGUGUGUAUUUUAGUGCUCUAGGUGAAGACUUCACUACUAAAAUGACCAGGAUGCCACACUAGCAGCAGGAGAUGAGCACAAGGACUUCUCUCUUGUAAAGUUGUAAAUAUUGUCAACACUUUUGAUGAAUACAACAUUAACAAUCUGUCACACACACAUUUAUUCAGUCAGUGCACCAUGAAAAGUUAUAAUUUCUAUGAUUCUCAAAUGACAGAAUAUCUAAUCAACAUGGUAUAGUAUGUAAAAACACUAACAGACUCUAAAUAAAUGAUUAUUUUUGUUUAUUUGGAUUGUGAUUGUCUGAGCUGUGUGUGGCCGCCAGAUAGAUGAAUGUGGAAAUCAAAACUGAUGAUACAUAAUUAUUUCUCAGUUGCCAAAAUGACUAAAUUCUUUCCUGCAGAUAGUUUUUAAAUAGUGAACAAAGACAGAAGGUUCUUUCUGCAUCUCCCUCCAUCAACUCUCUAAACUAAAUGCAGCAGCAGCAGAUGACUGUCCACCAUUAGUUUGGUUCUGCUCAAGGUUUCUGCCUGAGAAAGGUAGCUGCAAAGUGCUAUACUCAUGUAGAUGAAGAUGGUACUCAAUCUUACCAUCUUUAUAUUCCUCUAAAUAUCAUGAAAGGUGGGGUAGACAGGAUCUGAGGAAGUGACAGUUUUUGGGAGAAAUCUUGAAUGUAAACACUACCCCUCCAAACCAGUUUUCCCCUUAGAUCCUCCUCUCCCCUCCCUCUCUGCUCCAGCAAGCCCCGCCCACAAACAGACGCUCCUGCUCACACACAUCGUUUCAAUGAAAUUCAGAUAUAUUACGAAUGGGGUCCAGUCAAUGUGAAAGUAAAAAGCAUUGGUGCUACUGUAGAUGCCAACAGACUACCAGCAAACACAAUGUUUGCAGGACUUCUACAACUAGGAUAAAGUGACAUAGUCCAGGACCCGAGGUAAACAGUUUAGUGGCGCUACAACACGCUACAGAAGGUCCCGUUUGACAAGAAACACUUCUGUUACAGACACUUGGCUUACUUUGUUACAACCAUUGACCUGUCCAGCAGAAAGGUUACAGGGUCUGUAAGAUCCAGAAGCGUCGCCCAUUUAUGCUGAUGUUGACCCGGUUUCUUAGCUCUUGUCCGGUCUACCUCCAUUUUAAGCGCCUGUUAUUCUGCCAGAGUCUCCGGUAUUGGCUUCGUUUUAUUGCUUGUGUUUUCUGUGCUUCCUGGUUGGUUUCCUGUCUGAUAUUGUAGCACGCUAACUUGUUUGGGCUCGCGAACGUUAUUGGAGGACGUGGAGCGUGCCUCACAACACAAGGGAGCAGCAUCUGCCUCACAACCAAUCAGGUUGGGGGAGGCAGAGAAUGGCUUUGUUUACGAGCGCUCAAAAAAAUUGAAAAAUGUUGACUACACAAACAUAACGAAACAAAGCGAUAUCAUGAUAUUACUGAAUGUCAUCAAUAACUAAUCGCUGUUGACUGAUAUUAAAAGCUUUUUACAAAAAAAGAUGCUUCUUUAACAGAUUCCUGCCUACCCCACCUUUAAAAGUUUGGUCUAGAUCAGGUCGAUGUGUUCAGCGUCUUGAGAUAAGGAUGUGUUCUUUAACGAAGCUCCUUAGUGUCCUCAGAGGGCAAACCUUUUUCUCUUCUCUUCACUUCAGUAUUUCAGCCCUUUUGUGGCACUUUCAGGGUAAAAAUAAUUCUAUGUUGUUCGACCUGAACACCCGAACCAUUCUGGCUGAGUGCUGGUCAUGCACCUGUGGCAAGUGUCAGCUGCAGAGGAGAGUCCAAUUCUCCUGAACUGUUGAAUUUCAUUUUGACUUGAAUGUUUUUCUCAACAUGAGUGUAACAGAUUUAUUCUUCUGUUUGUGAAACCCUCCAGGUCCGUGCUAGUGCCAUAGCCCAGGAUGCAGACCAGAACUAUGACUAUGCCAGUAACAGUGCGGUGCUGCAUCUGGAGCCAGGAGAUGAGGUCUACAUUAAACUAGAUGGUGGCAAAGCUCAUGGAGGGAACAACAACAAGUACAGCACCUUCUCUGGAUUCAUCAUCUACGCUGAUUAGGCAGCAACACGCCUGUGCGCAGGCCCCGUAGCAGAGAAUGAGAUACUACGACUUCCUCUUUUAAAAAUCUGUGGAGAGUUAAAUAUAAAUAGGCCUUUAUUGAAUUUUUAACCUCUGCCAUCAUCACUGUAGGUGUGGUGAUUGCAGAGGGUCGAUGCACUGGAAUCUGGACACUAAUCAUGAAAGAGUUGAAAAACCUUCCUCUCAUAUGAUCAUUAUUUCACUGUAGAACUUGGAGCUUGUUGUUUUUGUUAAACCAGGCCAUUGAAGGACUGAUGCUGCUCCUGGUGGAUAGAAAUAGGGGAAGAUUGGACAUACUGGGGGGUCCAUAGGUAGCUUUAAAAGAGUCAAACAAAUCAGUUAUCCAAAAGUAAUUGAUUUGGUUUAAAAUUGUGUAAAAUUCACUAUAUUUAUGGUGGUGAUUGUUGAGAAAAUGAAAAAUCAGGGUGUGAUUCUUCUUUUUUUUCUUGUUUUGGUAUCAUGGUGUGCACACGAAGAUGAAAACUUGUACCCCUUAAAUGUAAUUGUGAUAAACAGAUCACAGAACAUACCUCCAUAUUCAUGUAAGCAACUUAAAAAAACAUUUAGACAUGUACAUUUUACAAAAAAUCUCUUUAUUUUUACAUAUAUUUUUUAAAAGAUAUAAAUCUAUUAAUCAAUCCACUGAUUGAAUGAUUAAUUGAUCCAUUAUUUCUGCAGAUACAGGGGGAUCUGAAGCUCUUUUAAGUCUAAAAAGGAUGUAAGUGGAAUGCUUUUUAAUAAAAUGUAAACAUGGUAGAAGAAUAUUUAUUGAAUCAUGUUGAGGGGGAAUAAAACAAGAUUAUUCUUCUGCAACAGUGAGACAUAAGAAGGCGUAUACAAUGAUGCAGGUCCAGGAUCAGUUUGAAAACUUAUUUUUUGAAGUUUCUGAUUGAAAAGCACAGCAACAAAUCUCUGAAGUUUCACUGCCUUUUUUUUUUACACUUCACCAAAUGACAGCGAUUUGAAGCAGAUUCCCAGUGCUGUGUUUCAAAAAAAUGAGACGGUCUGAUGGAGCAAAUAGAACUGCAGAGAGGAGGUCCCUCUUGAACCUCAGAGAGGCUAGGAGAUAUUAUUCAUGAAGAUUAAAACCACUAUCAGUGAAAACCUCAGAGGUAAACCAACACCCACGGGAGUUUAAGAGACACACGAUCUAGUCUUUCAAAAUAAGACCACAAUAUUUGGUGAACUAAGGUACCUGUGGCGUUUAAUGGUGAGUCUACUCUCAAACUGGCACCACCAACCAUGCUCCACUUGACUUGAUGCAAACUUUACAACAGCUCAAUAAUGUUAAUCAACUUAAUACACUUUACCGUCGUUUUUGGGAAUCCAGCAAAUGUGGCACAAUCAGUGAUGAGAAACCGCAUGUUCAUUUAUGGGGUGCUUUUUCCUUUCUUAAAGGGAUAUUCCGAAGUAAAAUUGAUUUAGGGUUAAACACACCAUAACAUAGAGUAGACACCCCCUCGAGAGAUGGAUGUUGCCAACUGCUUGCUUCUCUAGUUAUACCAACUUUAGUAACGACCGCA